Molecule: messenger RNA, 1512 nt
Organism: Patella vulgata (common limpet)
Lineage: Eukaryota; Metazoa; Mollusca; Gastropoda; Patellidae
Product: protein-glucosylgalactosylhydroxylysine glucosidase-like
Exons: 4
Coding region: 1-1512 (503 amino acids)
Biological process (GO): carbohydrate metabolic process
Molecular function (GO): catalytic activity
Source: RefSeq, a predicted model, not a curated record
AUGUCAGAUAGAUGGAUAUCUCUGGUGGCUAUUGAUCCUGCCAAGGAACGAUGCGAGCUUGAUUUCUCAGCAGGACAGCGUGAUGUUGUAGCUGAUACUAAUCUAGUUUAUCUAAGACACCUUGAUGCCUGGAGUAAAAAAUGGGACAAUGGAAGAAUUGAAAUCAAAGACAAUUUACAAUUUUCUAAACUGGUUUAUGGUAGUUUAUACUAUAUCUUAAUCUCGUUGCCAUCAGAUUCGACAUAUUUACCAACUAACCAGUUCUUUGGACUUAGUCCUGGCGGUCUUGCUAAUGGUGCCAAUUUCACAGACUACCAGGGUCAUGUUUUUUGGGAUAUGGAAACUUGGAUGUACCCUGGAAUUCUCAUGCUCCAUCCCGAGUUAGCCAAGGCAAUGUUAUCAUAUCGGUUAUUCAGUAUGCCUGCUGCCCGGGAGAGAGCUGUAGCAGGGGGUUAUGACGGAAUACGAUAUCCCUGGGAAGGGGGUUCUACUGGGGCAGAGGUGACUCCCGAUAUUUGCAUACCUUGUCGAGAAAACCAACAGCAUAUCACGGGAGAUAUAGCAUUCGCUGCAAGACAAUAUGUCUCUGCUACUAGAGAUCUCCAGUGGCUACAAACUGAAAUGGGAUAUGAAUUUAUUCGAGAAAUGGCAGCGUUUUGGGUAUCAAGAGCUGAAGAAGAUUGGAAUAAUGAUACAAUGAUGUAUAAUAUCAAUGGUGUUAUGCCACCAGAUGAAUACCAGAUCAGCAUCAACAAUUCAGUAUACACCAAUAUUGGUGCCAAAUUAAGUAUCAUGUUUGCUGAAUAUGCUGCCUGUUUAGCUGGUACUGCAGAAGAUAACGCUAUGAUAGAAAAAUGGCGCCAUGUUGCUGAAAAUAUUUACGUACCCUUCAGUGAAUUUAAGAGAUAUCAUCCAGAAUUUGAAGGUUUCGAAGAUGUGACAGGGGAUAGAAAAAUAAUAAAGCAGGCUGACGCCAUAUUGACCGGUUUCCCGCAGAUGUGGUCCAUGCCAGAAGAUGUUCGAAGGAAUGAUUUAGAAUUAUAUGAAAAGAUUACCGAUCAUGGUGGACCAGCUAUGACGUGGGGAAUGUUUUCUAUUGGUUGGUUAGAACUUGGUGAUAAGAACAAAGCGCGAGAGUUCUUCCAUAAGAGUUACUCCCCUUAUGUAAGGGAACCCUUUAAGGUAUGGACAGAGGCUCAGUCUGGAAUUGGAGCGGUUAACUUUAUUACUGGAAUGGGUGGGUUCCUUCAGACUGUCCUGUUUGGUUAUGGUGGAGUACGUCUGCGCGUAGAAAAGUUAGAAUUCGAUCCGGAAAUAAUUCCUGGUACAUCUGGAAUGCGAUUAGUUGGAUUGGAUUAUCUUGGUAACUCACUGAAUAUUGACGUAUAUGAAGAAGUUAUUAAAAUUGUAAAAACAAAAGCGUCAGAACAUACUAUCGACUUGGUGACAUCUGAUAGUAAAAUCAAGUUUAUUCUACAUAGUGGUAAGAUAUUUUUAUUGAACAACGUUUAA